CAAUUCGACGACAAUCAUUCAGAGGAGAGAACCAAAAAGAUGUCUUUUUCCAACUGGUGGACCUUUGGCCUAUGCUCCGGCUUACUGCUUGCACUGACAGUAGUGAGUUUCGUUCAACACCAUGUGAGUUGGGUUGUUGCUGACAUUACACUCACUAUUGUGAUGGCUUCCAGUCUGCUCGUAUUUUGCAUCGGGAUGCCAUUUUAUCGUUAUAGGACGCCGACAGGGAGUCCAUUGACUCCGAUGGUUCAGGUGGUUGUUGCAGCCUUUAGCAAGAGAAAUCUUGCCUGUCCUUCGAAUCCUAGUCAGUUGUAUGAAGUUUCCAAGUCACAGAAGACAGAGGGGAGGCUCCUCUUGCACACCGACAAGCUCAAGUUUCUUGACAAGGCUGCAAUUAUUGAUGACAGGCAAGAUUCAACUGAGAAGCAACAGAAUCCAUGGAGACUUACAACUGUUACUCACGUAGAAGAGAGAGGGGAGGCUCCUCUUGCACACCGACAAGCUCAAAGGAUCAUGUCGAAUCGCUUGUUUCAUUAG
Messenger RNA from Rhododendron vialii, 537 nucleotides. RefSeq names its product protein NRT1/ PTR FAMILY 5.6-like. Bases 40 to 537 code for a protein of 165 amino acids. Gene Ontology annotation, molecular function: transmembrane transporter activity. Gene Ontology annotation, cellular component: membrane. The transcript is spliced from 3 exons. NCBI's taxonomy places the organism in Eukaryota, Viridiplantae, Streptophyta, Magnoliopsida, Ericales, Ericaceae. Gene Ontology annotation, biological process: transmembrane transport. The record is from RefSeq and is a predicted model, not a curated record.